Molecule: messenger RNA, 2314 nt
Organism: Vitrella brassicaformis
Lineage: Eukaryota; Vitrellaceae
Source: the annotation of a GenBank genome assembly
AUGUUGCGAGCUGCGGGAAAGAGCUGCGGGAAAGUGGUCACUCGACUGCAAACUACGAUGGCGAAGCCCUCUCACGUGCGGUUCAAUGUGGGCGGGAAGGAGUUCUCCACCAGCAGGUCUGAGUCGGAGCGAGGAACGCAAUCUUGCAGAUCUUUUAGUGCAUGCGAUGCGAUGCAUGCGACGAUAAAGAUCUCUUUGUGUGUGUGCAGGACGACCAUCAAGAAGUUCCCGAACUGUUUGCUCUCAAGGGUGGGGUAGAGAGGCAGGGCAGGGAGGACCGGACAGACAUGCAUGUGCUGUAGUGAGUGCUGUGUGGAUGUCUGGAUGGCAUUGCAUGUGUGUGUGUGUGUGUGUGUGUGUGUGUAUGUGUGUGCAGAUGAUAGACGACCCCGAGCUGGACCAGACAGAGGCUCUCUACGGUACGGUGUGUCUGUCAGAUCAGUCAGUCACACAUAGCCAAUCACUGCAUGCGGUUGCUAUGUGUGUAUGUGUGUGUGUGUCGUCAUUCGUCAUGCGAUGCAGUUGACGGCGACCCCGAGCUGUUCCCCUUCGUGCUGCAGUACAUGCGUCACGGCCCGCCUGUCGCUCUCGACCCAAAGGCAGGCAAAGAAGCUGGGAUGGGACCACCACGACACACCGCACCACAACCACGGGUGGGCGGAUGGAUGCGUGUGUCUUAUAUUGCAGAUCUCCGCCAAUCGUGUGAUCAAGGAGAUGGUGGCCUACGGCCUGGAAGUCAGCAGGGACAACUUUGAGGUCGAGCGACAGGUAUGUAGGUACCUAUGUAGAGUAGACACACACACACAUGGGAUGGGUGCUCGCACCGCACAUGUGUGUGUGUAUGUGUGUGUGUUUGAUGUGUGUGCAGACGGACCACAGAGAAGCGAUGUUCGAGCUGGCCAGAACCCUUGCGCUCGGUGAGUGAGUGACUGCAUGGCUAUCAUAAGGCUGAAAGGCAUCCAUCCAUCCAUCCAUGUGUGUGUGUGUGUGUGAUGCGAUGCGUGCAGGCCUGGUCAACAAGACGGUCAACGAAUCAAGCGACUUCAAACUGGGUAGGUGACUCUACACACACCAAACACAUCAGAUGACGCAGGUAGGCAUCUCUGUGUGUGUGUGUGUGUCAGGUGCUUUGCUGACGGAGUCGUGCCGCGUGCACGGGGGCGAGAUAACGCAGCACCGACAGGCACGUAGACCACCACCCAGACACGCACGCACCCUCUUUGAUGUGCCUGAGGAUCACCCAGACACACACACACACCACACCACACCACACAACACACACACACGUGUGAGCAGACAAACAGACAUAAGUGAAGUGGGUGUGCGUCUGUCUGUCUGUCUGUCUUUCUGUCUUUCUGCAGGUGUGUCAGGCGUCGCCCAGUAUCUUCCUCGGGAUGGUGGCUCUCGAGCUUCAGCGACUCCAAGCAGGUAAGGUAGCCUCUCUACCCACACACACACACGCACACACACGCGUGCAUCUCUCUCUCUCCUUGUUUGCAUUGCAUGUGUGUGUUUGAUCGAUCAGGUGUGCGCCACGUCUGGAUCACGCCCCACGGGAUGGCCGAGCCCGACGUCUACUCGGUCAUCAGCCGCAAGAUCGACCCCGGCACGCCCAUCAACACACACAUGCUACCCUCGCCCAGCUACCCACAGCCAUCCACACCCACACUACCACCCCCUCCCCCUCUCCACAACGCCGCCACUCACACGCACACCCACAUGCCGCAGCCGACCGCGCCGAGCACUUUGCCCAGCACGGCGGCCACGAGUGACAACAAGUGAUGUGUAUGAUGUGACGUGCGUAGGGAGGGAGGAGAGAGUUGCGUGUUGUGUGGUGCCCAGCUGUGGCUGCCUUACCUGCCAGUACGUUUAGUGAGGGGUGGAGGUGAGAGAAAAGAGAGAGACAGAGGUUAUAUGUUCAAUGAGUGUGUGUGUAUCUGUCUGCAUUUAUUGCACACAUUUGUACGUCACACCGUAAGUGUUUUGUUGGAUCAGAUCGAGGGGAGGGAGGGAGGAGUGCUGCUGGGAUGGGUGCGGUGGGUGAGGUGAGCGGUCUUGACAAGACGUCUCAGUGACUGAGAAUCGCGAAGUGCGUGGCCGGCGACCGAGUGGCGGCGUUUUUCCAUAUAAUCUGCAUACACUCGUGCACUCGUGUGCUCAUUUUAAUGGCGUUUUUGCGUGAUAUGCAAGUGCCGCUGCGUAGAAUGAGACGCGUGCGUCUGAUCGAUGGGUAUCAUCUUUAUCGUCGAGAUCCUGCUGGGCGAACGACAGCUGAGUGAGGUCGAACGCCAGCAGGGGCUCCAUAAGAACUUCU